Molecule: messenger RNA, 2646 nt
Organism: Pieris rapae (cabbage white)
Lineage: Eukaryota; Metazoa; Arthropoda; Insecta; Lepidoptera; Pieridae
Exons: 5
Coding region: 183-1451 (422 amino acids)
Source: RefSeq, a predicted model, not a curated record
AAAAAAAGAAUAAAACAACGGUCAACAGCUAUUUUUAAAAUGAAAACCAUACAAAUAUUUUUGUUUUCGUGUUUAAUGUUGAUAAUUGUUUGAAACAAUUAAGCUAUAAAUAAAUAAAGAUUUGUAAGUUUAUUAUUAACAAUAAAUUAAAACUAGUUCUCAAAGUAUACUUUAUUUAUAUAAUGGAGAACAAACCUAAGUUGGAACCAGUUAGAUUGGCAGACUGGGCGCACAAUUGUGCAUUUGCGAAAGACAUCGGGCUAAUGUCGGAGACAAAGCGCCCUAAGCAAUCGGCCACUGAAUCAAAUACAAAAGUCAGAUUCAGUCCUAUUCCUCCUACUCAAUUACAUUUAAGUUUUCAAGCAUUAAAACCUAGUGGUAUUGGGCAGACACCAGCACGACCAGUGACCUCAUUAAAGAAAAAUAACUGGAAUUCCUCUGUUAAAAUAGUUAGUAAAGAACGAAGAAUGACAGAGAUAAAAUCCAAUAUAAGAAAAACACUAAACUUCAAUUGUAAAGCUAAGCCAACCAAUACUAGGAAAACUCUAAUUGAAAAAGCAACACCACAAUUACAUACAUUCAAAAACUCAAAAGUCAAGAAAGAUGGAUCAGUUUUAAAUAAUGAAAUUAAGUUAAGUGGAAUAAAAAGAAUUCCCGUCACACCUAAGUGUAAAGAAAUUGCACCAAAAACGUUACAAAUAAAGACACCUAAGAGCAUUCUUCGGAAAAAAGUUCUUCAAAAUACAUCUUGCUCAAGUCCUUCUCAAAAAUCUUGUGAUGGUGAUGCUACAUUUCUUCGUAUCGAAAAGGAAAUCGAUGAAAUGGUGCAGGAAAAGGAAAUAGAAAAUGACAUUGAUAUAAAUGCUGCAUUACCAUCAUCAACACCUUUUAAGACUACAAAUCAUCUAGAGUACUUUCCAACAUCUGAUGCUGACUCUCUUCAGAAGGACAAAACAAUCCUAGAUUUUAGUAAUGUAAGUGAAAAUGAGAAUGCGGUUGUGGCUCUAUGUGAUGCAUUUAAGAAGGCACUCAUCUCUCAUACCUGUCAAAAAACAGAUUUGAAACAAGAACGAGGAGCCCUAAUAAGUGUUAUAGAGGUUGCUCUCAAACAUUUACAAGAAAUAGAAGAAUUUGAAAAAGAAAAUACAGUUUAUAAUAAUAGAAAACAAUUAAUGGGUAGCAGUUCAAAAUAUUUCUGCAGGACAAAAUCACCAUCAUUUAUAAUACAAAAAAAAAUUGUUUUCCAAAACUCCCCUAAAAAAUGCCUUAUUUCUCCGAAAGUUGAAAAAGUUGAUGCUAUAAAUAUUUAUAUGGGUCUAAAAAGAAAUUUAAAUUUUUUAAACACACCAAAGAUAGAUAAGACACGAAAUAAUGAAACUGACACUCCAGUUCAAAUAAAGAAAAACCUGCAAUCCCAAUUAAAUAGAUUGUACAAUGACAGUGAGUCAUAAUGCUAUUCAGACUCACAAACAUCUAAUAGACUGAAAUUAGAAAAUUUAAUUUUUUAGAAAACUUCAGUAUAAAUAUUGCAAUACAGUAAAGGCCAAAAUUAAUUCUUUCUAUAUUACAAUCAUGUCCAUUUACACAUUCGAGUUAUUUUUCAAAUUAAUUAAUUUAAAUUUAUCAGAAUAAGUUUCAAGGCACUAAUAACUUAACCCUUAUGAUUUUAUUUUAUUUUUAAGACGUAACAUUUGCUACCACUACUAGUGCACUAUAAUGAAAUUGGCAUAUCCUUUGUAUAUUUUUGUAAUAAAUUUCUAUGAAAAUCCCUAGUCAGAUUUUGUUCUAUCACAAUUUUACCAACUACUAGUAUAACAAUCAUUUUAAUAAACAUUAAGAUUUUACUUUUAAUUGUAGGGGUAGGAUUAUCUUAAUUAUUAGGUCAGAGUUCAUUUUUUCAUUCAUAUUUUUUUCUAAGUAAUGCAACUUCUGGUGUUCUCGGUUAUUAUUUUGACCGACAGGGUAUGUAGUCUAUUUUGUAAAAAUAUUAACAUAAUAAUAUGACAAAACAAAUAGUUGUAGGUAUAGAAUGUAAUUAACUAAUUAGAACAGAAAUGUUUAACGCUGCCAUUAAGCUUUAGUGUUGUCAAUUUUAAUUCUCAACAAGAAAUAAAGGCCUUUCCAGGUCCACGACGGCAGGUAAAUGUAAUUAGUAGUCUAUACUCUAUAUAAUUUGUGAAUAUACUAAAUACCGCUAAAGUUCGAAAUUCAAUUCAAAGACUAUAAAAUACAUUAAUACCGGCCACUGCGCAGGCGCUGUCAGAAAUUUGAACUAUAUAGAUUAUAUUAAUAUUUGAUAAAAUGAACAAUCUGUAUUAGACAUUGGUGUCUCAAUCAAUUCUCAUUUGUUAUAUUAUUAUUUGUAUAAUUGUAAUAUAAUUAGUUAAAAACUAGACUAUAAUAAAUUAUUACUUUAACUCUUAAGCUAUUUCUGACAUUGUGAACAAUAAUUAUAAGCAUUUUUUUUGUACGUGUUGUUGCUUUAGAGAUAAGUGAUAACAUUAUCAACAAUAUAUAACAAUCGUUUUAAUAUCAGCAGCGAUUAAGUUUUAGUGCUAAAUAUAUUUUUUAAAAUGGCUCUAUCAAAACCUAUUAUGAAUUUAGUUGCAUCUUAUUUACAAAACUUGUACUUGCACCCAAUAAAAA